AAACAUUUGUUCGAGGAGACCUUGGGUUGGUUUUUAGUUUGAUAAGCAUUCUUACUGAUGUAUUUAUGAUCUAUAGCAACAGUUAAAAGAUACAGAAAAGGCUGAAGAAAUGAAGGUAUGAUUUGUAGGUGCUGACACUUUCAGGUAUUUGACAGAUGCAGAUAAAACUGAGUCAGGACUCAUGACCUGGUUACAAGUCCGUCUGUGCCCAUCAGUGAUGUCUGUGAGCGCCCUGCUGCGAUGCACCUCUAGGUCACAGAGGCAGCAGGCGAUGGCUUUUCUAGUCCAGCAGAGAGCUCUGUCAGCUGCAGAGGCUGUCAACGCUCUCAGACCAUUUUAUUUUGCUGUUCAUCCAGACUUCUUUGGUCAAUUCCCCAGAGAACGGGAAGUGAAUGAAAAUUCUUUGAAGCAAUUAAAUGGCUACAUGGAAAAUUUACAGAAGCCUGACUUAAAGUUAGUUCGGCCAAUAAAGCUCACCUUUUAUAUCAGGGACACUAAGGAGAGCAGUGAGAAGCAGCCAGGCUUUGUCUCUUCAGGUUUCCGGUCUGUGAGUUUCAUUCUACACACAAAUGAUAUUUUGAGUACCGUGAUGAACGUGCUGACAUCCUGCAGCUUGCCUGUGGAGCACAUAGAGAGACAUGAAAAAAGCUUUGGGACAUGGAAAACUGGGCCUGACGGAGGAGAAUCUUUUCAUAGACCCAUAAAAUGGGAUAAAAGCUACUAUACCUUCACUGGGUUCAGAGAUCCUGAGCAGGAGCUGCAGCAGACCAAGAGAAUGGAACCUACACUCCAUGGUUGGCUGAGAAACAGCGAACCUGAGGCAACAAAGAAACACAAUGCUAGUCUUCCACGGAGAGAAGAGCUGAGCAGACUGAAGAAGGAACUGUGUGAAAAGUUUCUUUUGGCAGAUAUCAGGUGGCAGCGCAGCUGGGGAGUGGCUCAUAAGUGCUCUCAGCUUCAGAGCCUGACCCGACUGUCUCACCAGAACCCAGAGGACCUGAUCAAUCUACAAGGCCAUACUGUUGUGUUCGCUGACCAGUCGGACAUGAAUGCUUCUGGAGACGUCAUGCUGGGAACCAUGGAUGUUCACCAUCAGUGGACCAAAUUAUUCCAGCAGCUGCCCAGCUAUCGGAGUCUCCAGCAGCAAACAGACUGGUUGAAGGAAAGAAUCAGUUGCCUUCUGGGUGGAUCCCAAGUAAUCCACCUGGGACCAGUCCAGCCUAUCGCUGAGCACUACAGCACGCUAAAUGCUUUUCACAAGAGCCUGAUGUCCCGAUGCCUGCACCUGCAUCCCAGGAGCCUGCAUGGCCUUACCAUGGUGCUGGACAAUGAUCGCUCUACACCUAAUCUCCAUGAGAUGGGGCACUUCAUUAUCCCCAUCAACUGUGACCCUCUCAAGCUCCAGCUGUUCCUCCAGAGCCAGGCCCCUGAGGCCAGAAGUCGCACCCUGCAAAGACAUCAGUUGCAGGUGGAAGAGGAGGCAGUGGUGCAGCUCUGUGUCCAGAGGCUGUCUCUGAGGGGCCUCUCCAAGGAGCACAGCUUGAGCUCCAGUCAGAUGAUUCUCUGCUGCAGGAGGCUCAUAGAGCAGCACCCCCCACUGCUGCAGGGGCUGCAUGUCUGUGUCUCCCACUUUUACUCUGUCAUGCAGGACGGUGACCUAUGUGUCCCCUGGGACUGGAAGAGCUGAGACAAUCCUUCAGAAUUUAUAUAUAUACAGUCGUGUUUUAUGGCUACUGUGGAUUCACCUCCGAGAAAUGUUUUGCAUUCACAAUCUAUAAAUAAGAGAUAAAUGUAAAACUAGAAAACACAGCAAACCACAGAAACUGUAUGUUUAAGUUAAGAAUGUGGAAAACAAUAAAACACGGUUGUUCUAUCGCAUGAAGAAACCCUGUUCAAGUGUAAACCAGCAGGACUCAUCCUUCAAGAACAUACACAUCUCUUCAUAUGACGCUUCAAUUCCUAAAAUACAAUGGUGAGGAGGAAAGCUACUUCAGAUACGAUAAAAUAAGUGACCCAGGUGUGCUAAUAAUUGCUGAUUUGAAUAUAACUGAAACAGUACUGCAGGUUUUCUGUCUAGUGGUAUGCUAGAAAGUAAGAUUAGCUAUUAAAAUUGAAGUUUAGAUUGAAGCUAAAGAGAAGAGGCAGCUGAAGAGACUGAACCUGAACAAGGCUGCAGGCCCAGAUGGUGUCAGCCCCAGAGUCCUAAAGGCCUGAAGCUGCACAGCAGCUCUGUGGGAUUCUGCAGGAUCUCUUCAACUUUAGCCUGACCCAAGACAAGGUUCCACUGUUAUGGAAGAUGUUCUUCCUGGUUCCGGUACCAAAGAAAACUCACUCAUCAGUCACCAAUGACUAUAAACCUGUUGCCCUGACAACCAACAUCAUGAAGGUAAAGAAGAAACUCCUGCUGGCCCAUCUGACUAAGCAGACAAAGACAUAUCAAGACCCCCUGCAGGUUGCUUAUCGCCGUGGAUCUGGAGUUGAUGAUGCCAUCAUACACAACAAACCCACUGUCACCUGGUCAAAGCGGGCAGCACUGUGAGGAUCAUGUUCUUUGAUUUCUCCACAGCAUCUAACACAAUUCAGCCUGAUCUUCUCUGUGAGAAACUCCAGGAGACACAGGCGGAGUUCUGAACAAUCACCUGGAUCUGUGACUGAGUCUGGCUGACCCUAACCCUGAAGGACUGUGUGUCUAACCAGGUGGUCAGCUACUUGAGGAAGCUAAGAUCCUUCAAGGUUUGCAGCAAGAUGCUGCAGAUCUUCUAUCAGUCUGUUGUUGAGAUCGUCAUCUCUUC
Xiphophorus maculatus (southern platyfish) is the source of this 2792-nucleotide messenger RNA. It is a transcript of the gene tcaim, whose product is annotated as T cell activation inhibitor, mitochondrial. NCBI's taxonomy places the organism in Eukaryota, Metazoa, Chordata, Actinopteri, Cyprinodontiformes, Poeciliidae. Gene Ontology annotation, cellular component: mitochondrion. The record is from RefSeq and is a predicted model, not a curated record. The transcript has 11 exons. Bases 182 to 1687 code for a protein of 501 amino acids.